AGGAGGUCUAAUCAGUUUUAGUGAGUACACCUGUGUGGAGGAUAGAAGGGAUCUGACUGUGCGCGUGCUGUCUUUGUUCCCCUGAAGCAAGAAGCAGAAAACUGAGGACUGGGCUCUUUCCUUACGAGGUGAAACAUCAUUUCUGAUGCAGGCGAAUCAGGAGAAUGAGACACAUCACGUCUAAUUUAUUCUUCACCACUGGACUGCUCAUUGGAUUUCUCUGCCUUCGCUUUCUGUUGGUCUACAACUUUUAUAUGGAACACGACACACGUUUUAUCAGAAAUGCCAAACCCGGUUUACAACAUGUACACGCAGGUGAGGGCAAGAGCUCAGCAGCAAAUUCUUCUCACACAACACGGAUCUUAUGUUGGAUCAUGACGGGACCCAAGAACCUGGAAUCUCGAACCAAGCACAUCAGAGAAACAUGGGCCAAGCGCUGUGACAGGGUGCUGUACAUGAGCUCUGUCAAGACUGACUUCCCCACCGUGGAGCUGAAUGUGAGCGAGGGGAGGGACAACCUCUACUGGAAGACCAUUCGAGCUUUUCAGUACAUCCACGAGCACCACUUUGACGAAGCAGACUGGUUCCUAAAAGCAGACGAUGACACAUUCGUGGUCAUAGAGAACCUCCGCUACACCUUGUCCAAAUAUGAUCCAGAGAAGCCGUUGUACCUGGGCAGAAGAUUUGCCCCUUUCAUCACUCAAGGCUACAUGAGUGGUGGAGCAGGUUACGUCCUUAGUAAGGAAGCACUAAGAAGAUUUAUCAAAGGCUUCGACUCAGGGGAAUGUACCCACUUCUCCACCAUAGAGGACAUGGCUCUGGGGAAAUGUAUGGAGACAAUGAAGGUGGAGCCAGCAGACUCCAGAGACAUGAAGGGGAGACAAACAUUUCAUCCUUACCCUCCAGACCAUUACCUGGUCAGACAGUUCCCAAGACCACGGCCUUGGUUUCUGCUUUACGAACACUACACUCCAGUAGAGGGUCCAGGUUGCUGUUCAGAUUUAGUUGUGUCUUUUCAUUACAUUUAUGCUGUCCAGCUGUAUGUUCUGGAGUACCUGACGUACCAUCUGCGGCCAUAUGGAUACAAAUACAGAUUUAAUCCAGAUGAACAUAUCGAACUCAACGCCACAACUAAGUCCAUAUAAAAUGUGGAUAUCUGCACAGUGUCUGCACUAACUGGAGGGGUUGAGGGUAUCAGCACGAUUUUAGAGCCAAGAUUAAUUUAUUUAUCAUAAUGUAUCAAAUCUCCUGUGACCAUAAUCUUAUAACUUAAGUAGGUGGAGGUUUCACCAUGACAAGCUUUAAGUACUCUUGUCAAGGUCUGAUAUCAACUGUGAAAACUGAUGAUGAUUGGGGGUGUGUAUGGGCCUGUUUUACUAAGCUGUCACUUUGUGUGUAGAAAGAAAUGAAAUGUAAUUAACAGUCACAUUUUACGGUGGUGUGUGCCUUCUAUCUGUCUCCCUUGUUUUUGUGUUUAACGACUCCUGCAAACUUGGAAUUUACUUGAAAGGUGUGUUCCUAUUUGAAACAUCUGUGUACAGUCUGUGUUGUGCUUGACAGCAACAAGAGGAUGGGGAUCCAUGGGUAAAAUACUGAGGAGGUAUUUCAGCCAUGUACAGGAAGUAAUGCAAAAUGUUAUUUCAACAGAGAAGAUGAGAUUUCCAGUUAGUUGGUAUUUGUCAACAACAUUGGUACUUGUCACAUACUUACAUGGUUUGAAUCGCAUCAUGCUGUCACUAUCUGGCAGUGUAGAAAACCAGCUUGGGUUUUGAUUAUAAGUAUAUUAUACAUAAAGUAUUUCAUAUUACAUACUAUUAGUGCAUGUACAGUGGUUCAAUAUGUAGAAAACGGCAUUAAGCACACCUGAUUAGGAAUUCAAGCAGGGGCUAUUUUGUGCGCGAUCAGAAGAACAACUUGCUUACUCCUUUGGCUAAAAAUAAAUAGAAUCACUGCCUCAUGA
Lates calcarifer (barramundi perch) is the source of this 1960-nucleotide messenger RNA. It is a transcript of the gene c1galt1a, whose product is annotated as core 1 synthase, glycoprotein-N-acetylgalactosamine 3-beta-galactosyltransferase 1a. Gene Ontology annotation, cellular component: membrane. Gene Ontology annotation, molecular function: N-acetylgalactosaminide beta-1,3-galactosyltransferase activity. Lineage: Eukaryota; Metazoa; Chordata; Actinopteri; Centropomidae. The record is from RefSeq and is a predicted model, not a curated record.